Epinephelus moara (kelp grouper) is the source of this 5274-nucleotide messenger RNA. It is a transcript of the gene chchd7, whose product is annotated as coiled-coil-helix-coiled-coil-helix domain containing 7. The coding region runs from base 4397 to 5119 and encodes 240 amino acids. The transcript is spliced from 2 exons. The record is from RefSeq and is a predicted model, not a curated record. Gene Ontology annotation, molecular function: nucleic acid binding. Lineage: Eukaryota; Metazoa; Chordata; Actinopteri; Perciformes; Serranidae.
CCUAAUAAACACAAAUGCAAUCAUACAAAUACAAAAACUUUAUUCUAACUGUUGCACAGUACAGUUCGAUGGAAAUACACACUUGUGUGUGGUGUGUAUUUCAGAUUUAGAGCUUGUAUCAUCUCCCUGAGAAUAUAUAACAACAAAAAGUGACUCUCUGAUUUCUACAGUAACACUGUUACCUCAAAUUAACCACAACAGUGUAAUAAAAAAUACUUAUAUGCAUUCAUGCUUGGGCACUGUUAUUUACGUGACAACACCUGAACAGAACACACACACACAUUGGCUGCUUGUUUCUACCGCUCCCCUCACUGGAAGCGGACCUCCCGCCGCCAGCCUCCGCCUUGAUUAAACGCUGAAAAUUAAAUAAAAGAGGGAGACAGGUAUCUCCUAUUUUAUCUUAUUUUGUUAUAUUUCUACCGCUCCCCUCGCUGGAAGCGUCGGACCUCCCGCUCCCGCCGCCCGCUCCUGUCUCAAACACGGAGGUCUCCCUCUCCGCUGAGCACCUGGCGCACGCCCGGCCUGUUAAAUAGCCUGGAACCAUGACAACUGUGUGACACAAACUCAGUGCUUUAGUGAUUAGGCCGUGCCGCACUCUAAUGGAAAUGCACGUGACGUUUUUGUUGUUGUGGAACCGGUUCCAGAACUGGAACUUUGGACCCGGUUCCAAAAAAGAACCGGAUCCGGAUCCCAACCCUAUGUGUUCUGUUGCCAGGGUGAAGUCGGUGAGGGAGCUGAUGAGAGUUUGGCCAGUGGUGAUCAUCCAGGGUGGGUCAUUUGAGGAGGUGCAAGAUGAGGCCAGUUGUUGGUGAAUGGUGUUGAUUUUGGAGCUUAAGAAGUCCAGGAAAGUAGUGGAAAUGUCUGGAGGGAGGGUUUUAGGAGGCUGAAGUAGGUGGCUGACUUUUGAGAAGAGGACACUGUUGUGACCUGUACUGGUGUUGAUGAGGUUGGAGUAGUAUGAAGAUUUGGCAGUGGUGAGGGCGUUCUUGUAGUGGUUAAGGUGGUCCGAAGACAUUUGGCCGUGUACAGUGAAUCUGGUCAUUUUGUACAGUCGCUCCAGUCGACGGCCUGUGGCUUUGAGCUGGCGGAGGUCAGGGGUGAACCAGGGAGCAGUGUGUGUGAAUGAAACUGAGCGGGUUUUCAGGGGAGCCAGGGUGGUGAGGGACGAGGAGAGACAAUUGUUACAAUGAGUCACCAGGCCAGCAGGGGAGGAGGCUGGGAGAGGGCUGGGGUAGGAGCUGAUCAGGGUGGAGAGAUCUGUGGUGUUGAUGUGUUUGAUGUUUCGGAAGGAGAUGGUCCGUUGUUCUUUGGCUUUGUGUAGUUGGGUGUGAAUGUCAAAAAGUACAGCUUUGUGGUCAGGGUUGGGAGGUUGACAUGUUGUGUGAUGCCGAGACAGUCCAGGAGUGAUGUGAAGUCAUUUGCAAAGAUACUGGAUGGGUCGUCAAUGUGGAUGUUGAAAUUGCCAAGGAGGAUAACAGUGGGGGACAUUGCACAUACAGAUGUUGGUAGUGAUGAGAAUUCAUUGAGGAAAACAGUGGAGGGUUUUGGUGGUCUGUAGAUGGUAACAAUGAUAGUGGGUUCGGGGCCUGUGAGUUUUACAGCUAAACAUUCAAAUGAGGAGUGAUGAGGGACAGUGACAGCAGUGGCUUUGAUGUUAUCACGGUGAAGGAGACCGAGGCUGCAAAGGCUGAAACUUCAAUAUGCAGAGACACAAAUAUAAUGCAAACACUGUAAUACAAGUGUCAGUUAUCAUUUGUGAUGGACAGAGGAAAAUAAAUAAGUUAAUACACUUUGAAAUACCUUGAACAAGCCAGUUUAAAGUUGUAGAGAAGAUUCUUCUCAUAUCACUUUUUAAAAAGACUCUUUCCCAUGGUUGCAGGUGACAUACAACCAAAGGAAAGAAUGACAAAAAACCAUUACCUCAACAGAUACAAGAGGCCAGCAAUGUUACUUAUUCUAUGUCUGAAAAGGGAUUUAGUUCCUAGUAUGGGUUCACAUCCAAAAAACACUGUUUACUUCCCAUAAUGCCCUAAAUGUUUAUACCAUUCAAACUCCACAUCCUCAGACUGUAAUUAAGCAAUAUUACACGAGAGUUUACGCAAGGGCUUUGGUCCUGACCGCAUCACAGUCAAUGCCACUAAUGACGUUAAAGCACACCCUUUUAUAAUAUUGCAAUAAUACAAGUAUUACCAACAAAAUAAAAUAUAUUAUCUAACUGUAUUCGUGUUGAGCGACAGUUAGCUUUUGAAAUAAAAAACUGUGUGCAACUAUGGUCUCCGUUUCCAUGGAAACUAAUAUGAUAACCAAUAACUGGAAAACAGUCAGUCACGUAGACUCCUAUAUGCAGCAGAGUCCUGCACAGGUCUAUUUUUGAAAACCCACACCCGCUCAGUACCAGAACCAACCAGUUACCCGUCAUAAUGUCUAAGUCAAAGCCGCACUGCCUGCACCAGUCCGUACCCUUUAAUAAAAGUCCCAUGACCCAACCCACACCCAUGAUUAAACACACACAGGCUACAGUCAAGCUGUGUUCUCCAUUCUUGAAUUACAAAUCCAGCAGAAAAAAAAGUCUCUCUCACUGGCUGCGCUCGGUGCUGGGAGGAUGAAAACAUUGUGCACAAUCACUGCCAGGUUAGGAAUCAUUUAAGCAUGCUCCUUCCACCACCAUAAAACCUCAGAAGGAUCCUCCUUGGGUGUCUUGAACUCAGUGUUGGCUGCCACCUCAUAAUUGGGCUGCAAAGUUUGAUGGCUGGAGUCCUCCACGUUGGUGAUGAAUGUGACGACAGGGUCAAAGGUUCAGCUUCUGUCAAUGACUUUCAAAAUAAAAGGAAUUACAGCUUGAUAAUAUCAAUUUAGAUAUCAAAAUAUUACACAUAUACUGCACAUCUUUUUCAUUUGUUUUAUUCUGAAAAAUAAAAAACAUAUUUUUGUUUUCACCUGCUCCCCAUCCGCAUGUAGUUAAUUUUUACCCGUGGCCAGGAAUCUAAACAAUUUUUUAUUUUUUUAUUUUUUUUUUUAACCUGUUACAUAGCUUUUUACAGGUUACCUGUGGGGUACACGAUGAGUGCCAUAGGAUGGCAAACAUUUCCGAUAACUCAAGCAUUGUAACAUCCAAAACUCAAAAUGAACUGGAAAAAAAAAAUUUUGAUGUAAUCAUUUCCAAAAUUCACAAUGUUUUUAUCAAAUAAAAUAUUCUGCUUCAUACCAUAUCCAUAUCCAUAUGACGUUUAUUCUUUAAAUUUUUCACUGUGGUCACACUCCGGCUGUCUGCACUCCAGGGAGGCACACACCUGCACUGACAAACAACACCAUCAAUUAUAAUCAUUAAAGAAAGUUGACUUAAUAAAAAAUAAAACAAACUAACUUAUUUAAACCAACCAGUCACCUAGCCUUUGUAUGUAUGUAUGUUAUAUCUUCAAAUGCACUGUUUAAGUUCAAGUUCCAAAAUAGUUUUAUUUAAGUUAGUUAUUCUAUAAAUGUUAUUUAGUCCAGGGGCCAAGGCAGAUUUUGGUAUCACUUAAAGGGACCAAACAAUUUUGGUAUUUUUGACUUCCUCUAUGUCUCUAGUUUACAUUUUGGUAUGAUAGACCUGCCUAUGUAGUAGCUUAAUAAAAAAUUUUGGAUGAUCUUUGGGUCCUCCCCAAAAUUGACCCCACUUGCUCCUUUCUGCAACACACUUGCUCCUGCACACUACACACUAUUUCAUACAUAAGACACUUAGUUCAAAAAUGAAAUCUCAGGGUACCAUUGGGAAAACACAUCUAUUCAAAAUACAACACACAUUGGUUAAUUGAUAAUACUUAGACACACACCUGAAAAUACUUACUUACAAAACUGAACACCAAUCAGCCAGCUACAAAAAGGCCUCAGUUAAGCCAUUUUGAGAACUUUGCAAGCAUGGAGGCAGGGAGAGCUAGAGGCAGAGGAAGAGGAAGACAGAGAGAGAGAGAGGAGGACGUGGUCGAAGAGGCCAUGCAAGGACCAUUAUUUCGGAUGACAUAAGAGCAACUUUAGUGGACCAUGUCAUAAACCAUGGCCUGACCAUAGACUCCACCCUAAUCUAAGCCGUUUCACAGUUUCAUCCAUAAUAAGGACAUUCUGACUGGAAAACAGGUAUGUAUUCAGCUCUCUACUCUACUCAGACUGUAUCUAGAGUAUUUACAGUACUGUACCAUAUCACGUUACCGUAUCACAUGUACUGUAUUGCAGGGAUGACGUCAGACGCCGAUGACCACGCUUGACUGAGUGUCGAGCAGAAUCAAACAAAACUCUUCAAAAAUACCGCAGGAAAAAGACAAGUGGUAAAAGAAAACGUGUAUGUAUGAAGAAGAUUCGUGGUUAAGUAAGUUUCAGAAAAGUUUGUGCUGGUUGUAGCCUAUCCAACAAAUCUGAGAUCAUGUCGGCACCUCGGACAAGGUCUGAUAAAGUUUCUGACAUUAAUCUACAAGAGGAGUUUAAAGCUAUUCGUGAGGGGAUGGCUUCAAUGCAAGCUGCUCUUGAAUUGCAGCUGGAUAAAAAAGUGGACACGUUACGUGACACAAUGAUGAAGCUGGCGCACGACAACAUGGAAUCAAUGAAAAAACAGAUGGAGAAAAUUACCAAGGAAAUCAGGGAAAGUCUGGAUGUGGAGGUGGGAGUCUUGAGUGCAAGAAUGGAUGCGAUUGAACUGAAGAUUGAGAAGAAUAAAACGUCUAAGAAACUCAGAUUUGAUCCUGACGUUUCCAUUAUUGUGUCGGGCCUGUCAUCUGUUAACAACGAGGAUGCGACGGAGAAAGUAAGAGAGCUGCUUGCCGCCGGCCUGCGGUGUGACCCGAUGCCAGAGCUGGUUGCCGUGGAGCGUCUGAGGCCGCGCGGUCCGGGACCCGGUAUCAUCAAAGUGGAGUUUCGUACGGUGGAGGAGAAGGUGGCAGCCCUGCGGUUAAAACAUCUACUGCGGGAGAACCGGAGCUUUGAAAGGGUCUACAUAAGAUCAGCAAAAUCCCACGCGGAUCGUCUCAUUGAGCUGAAUUUUCGCACCCUGCUUCGUGAACUACCGACAGUGGGGAAGGAUUUCUACAUUACCGGCAGAAUGAUGAAACGUUCACCGGUUGAUGCUGAUGCUUACUCCAAGAAUAAGUGAGGAGCUCCGGCCCAGUCUAAUGGCAAGAAGGCCUGCUGGGGAUGGACGCCAACGCCUGUUCACCCAACAGCAGGAACUUGCCAUAGUGAACCUUGUCAGAGCAAACAAUGCAAUCCGUCUCCACCAGCUACAGCAAAAAUACUUGCAGAUAGGCA